CAAAAAUUUGAUUUUUUGAAUCCAAAUUUCUUGUAAAUUUUCAACGCAAAAUUCAAAAUGACACCAAGAAUUGUCAAAACGGAUCCAAAUAUUGUACGCAAAUUACAGAUGUCCCAUCGAAAAUCCAUUGAAAAUGCCCAAAGUAUGAUUGACAUGAAACCCACCAAGAUCUUGGCAACCACCUUCCUGAAUAUGAAUAAACUCAAGGACGAUUUUAAGGCAAGCAGCCGGAUUCUUAAGGAUAAUAUACAGUUGUUGAGACGCAUAAAUUAUAUACAACGGAAUCAUGGAAAGACGGGUAGUUAUAACAAAUACAAGGGACAAAAAUCCACAUAUUUGGAAAAUGUGAAUAGGCAACAGGAAAUCAUAAAAAGAGAAAAUUUGGAAUUGGGACGUCGAUUGUUGAGCGUCACUUCGACAAUGGACACAAGGGAGAAGGUCAGGGAAUCGAAUGGUAACAAAAACUCCAAGGAGAAAGAAAAACACCCUCUCGAUAAUUCCAUAAUCCAGGCCUAUAUGGAUGUGACUUCUAUAACAGAUCAACAUUUAAUGGCACAGCUGCUGAGACCCAAAAUUUAUUUGGAUUUAUAUAUCAAAAAUUUACAUCCCCUAGGCAGACUUGUUAUCCAGUUAUAUACCGAAGCGUGUCCCGAUUUGGUACUUGAAUUUGUGCGCCUGUGCAGCCACAAUAGCUUUGAGCUCAUAAAACUUAUACGCAUCUUCCCCUUACUAUGGAUCGAAACGGAACUCAUGGUCGAAAAUGAAAAACUCAGUAAAUCUAAUUUUGAAUAUCAGCCAAAUUGUUUGGAUCUCUCCCAGAAACAUGGUGUCCUGUCAUUUUCCCAGCAUUACCUACAAGGAUUUCCAUUGGGUCUCUUAAAUUUUACCAUCAGCUUUAAACCCCUUCCCGCAUGUCAAAGAGAACGCAUUCCCUUCGGGAUAAUCUCAAAUGGUCUUCGAAUAUUAUCCCUCCUGCCCGAUUAUGGCACAAAAAACGGUAAAAUCAAAAAGCAAAUAACUGUCAGCAAAUGUGGUGUCUUGUAAGGAUAAUGAAUGAAAAGGGUAUUUACAACAACAACAAAAUCCGUAUCCUAUACUCACUAUAAAUAUCACAAUGCUCGCCCUCGUAGUGUGAACCAAAACAAUCACACGAUAUGCCAUAGUAGUGAUUAAUGCA
This is a messenger RNA of Musca domestica (house fly), 1177 nucleotides long. RefSeq lists its product as uncharacterized. The record is from RefSeq and is a predicted model, not a curated record. Gene Ontology annotation, biological process: protein peptidyl-prolyl isomerization. Lineage: Eukaryota; Metazoa; Arthropoda; Insecta; Diptera; Muscidae. The transcript has a single exon. Gene Ontology annotation, molecular function: peptidyl-prolyl cis-trans isomerase activity. Bases 58 to 1044 code for a protein of 328 amino acids.